AACUACGUAGUUUCAGGUCGGAGAGUACUAAUUAAACUACGUCGUUUACAGGUGGAAAUUUGAAUUUUGCAACUCCUCACUUCCCCGCCGGUCCGCUCAUCUUCUUUCGUCACUUCUGCAUCUCACCGUACUCUCUCGUUCUCCAAAAAUCUCUCAGCCUACAGUCGUGACUGCAUCUUCGCCGACGGUCCUCCUCCAUGUCCUUUUCUUUGUCGUUGUCGCCCUUUUGACGUCCUACACACCCGUAUACUUUUUUCCUUUCUUCCAAUCUACAAGUUCUAGAUUUGAAUCGUCAUCUCGACCUUGCUCAUCCACGCCGCUCAAUCUGUUCUUCUCAUUGCUGCUUCGUCCUCCACAAUCGUGAGAACAACAGAUAUAAAGCCUAGGUUUAUAUGUUCUUCUUCAAUGUAACAAAGCAAAGGAGAGGACAUGGAAGACGGAUCUGAAGUUGAAAACAUGCCAAGGAAAACGCUUGCUGAUAUUAGUAACUUGUCACAGCAAAACCAAGAUAAGAGACUUGAAUCCAUUUCUUUUAAUCCUAAAGAUUACAUUAACAAGCUCCAUCAGGAAAAUUUAUCACUGGUGAAGCUUCUUGCAGAUAGAAAUAAAAUCAUUCAAUCACAUGUAUUCCAGUUACAGAAACUGAGAACAGAAUGUCAACAACUGCAGCAAAAGAAUCUCCAGCUUGCCCAAUCAAAUAGUCAGAUGCUGGCGGAACUAAAUACAAGUAAAGAUAGGCUUAAGGUGCUUCAACAUGAACUGGGAUGCAAAAAUAUCUUGCUUAAAGUAAGGGAAUUGGAAUCUGAGGACAAAGCAAAUGUAGGGAGAUGCCAAAUUAAUGGAGCUGGGGUUGAAACCAUGAAACAUGACGAAGUUGGGGAAUUCUGCCAACCAGACAAGAGUGACAAUGAACCUUGUAAUAAAAAGAGGAGGCGACAAUCCAAAUCUCUGGACUCUGCUACAGUUAAACCAGUCCAACCUAAAGAGAGGAUUAAUAAGAAGAGGCAAUCUGCUACAUAUAGAGCCAAGGAUCAAGAAACAACUGAUGAUGUGUUAGAGACAUGUAAUGCCCUGGAUGCUCUUGGAGAACCAACUGAAUCUGAGAAAAAGGUCAAUAAUAAGAGGCUUUCUGCAAGAAGGCAAUCCGCUAGGUUUAAAACUGGGAAACAAGAACCAACUGAUGAUAUAUUUGAGACAAAUGAUACUUUGGGCCCUACUACAGUUAAACCAGUCCAAAGUGAAAUGAAGAUUGAUAACAAGAGGCAUGGUUCAAGAAGGCAAUCUGCUAGGUUUAAAUGUCAAGAACAAGUACAUGAAGCAUCUGAAAACUUAUUUCAGAAAGAUGAUGCUAAAUUUUCUAUUUCUCCCCUGCAUGAAUGUGGUCCAACAUCAUCAGUCUCAUCACUGAAAGAUGAAACUGAGGCAGCACUUAGUGCCCCUCGAUCUGAAGCUCAAGCAUUACAAACGUCAUCUGUUCGACCCAAGCGUCAAGCUGUUGAGAAGGUUCAAUCCUACAAAGAAAUUCCAAUUAAUAUCAAGAUGCGCAGAACUAACUGAAUGGAAAUCCUUUCUCAAACUAACAUUUUAUUUUGUGGGGACCAAAUGUUUUCAUCUGAAAAGAUCUCUUAUGGAAGCAUCCUGCUAAUCACUGUAAAAUUUGUGGUUGGUGAUUAAGAAGUACACAAAUAUCAAUCUAGUAUUUACCAUCGAAUUCCCGUAGAGUGUGAAAUAUGUUAUUUUGAAUCAUAUGUUGUUCUUUCUCCCUCUCU
This is a messenger RNA of Manihot esculenta (cassava), 1769 nucleotides long. Its product is annotated as SHUGOSHIN 2. The transcript is spliced from 12 exons. Lineage: Eukaryota; Viridiplantae; Streptophyta; Magnoliopsida; Malpighiales; Euphorbiaceae. Bases 430 to 1557 code for a protein of 375 amino acids. Gene Ontology annotation, cellular component: nucleus; chromosome, centromeric region. Gene Ontology annotation, biological process: maintenance of meiotic sister chromatid cohesion; meiotic sister chromatid segregation. The record is from RefSeq and is a predicted model, not a curated record.